GCGGAUAUUUACCAUAGAGUCGAUCUGCCUGGCGAGGGGAAUCAGCUGCUUGGUGAUUGCGGUGUUGGACUGGUCUCACCAUGAUUGAGGUGGUCUGCAAUGACCGUUUGGGGAAGAAGGUGCGAGUGAAGUGCAACAACGACGACACCAUCAAAGACCUGAAGAAACUGAUCGCGGCUCAGACCGGCACGCGGUGGGACAAGAUCGUGCUGAAGAAAUGGUACACAAUAUUUAAGGACCACGUGACGCUCGCUGACUAUGAAAUCCACGAUGGAAUGAACCUGGAAUUGUACUACCAGUAGCUCCUCCCACCUCCUGCGAUGG
Nanorana parkeri is the source of this 324-nucleotide messenger RNA. It is a transcript of the gene UBL5, whose product is annotated as ubiquitin like 5. Gene Ontology annotation, molecular function: protein binding; protein tag activity. Gene Ontology annotation, biological process: protein modification process; mRNA splicing, via spliceosome. Lineage: Eukaryota; Metazoa; Chordata; Amphibia; Anura; Dicroglossidae. The coding region runs from base 81 to 302 and encodes 73 amino acids. Gene Ontology annotation, cellular component: cytoplasm; nucleus. The transcript is spliced from 5 exons. The record is from RefSeq and is a predicted model, not a curated record.